AUGGAUAGAAUAAUUAAAGGAAUAAUGAAAUAUAGAAACUGUCACAGGGAGGGAAUGGUGAAACAGUUUCAACAAGUUCGAGAUCAUCCAGAGCCAAAGGCAGUAUUCUUUACCUGCAUGGACUCCCGGAUGAUCCCAACUAGAUUUACGGAAACGAAUGUUGGGGACAUGUUUGUCGUUAGAAACGCUGGUAACGUUAUUCCUCAUUCUCAGCAUUUCGUGGAUGAGCUGACAAUGUGCGAGCCCGCUGCCUUAGAGCUCGGCUGCGUGGUGAACGACAUAAGGCACAUCAUAGUUUGCGGGCAUAGCGAUUGCAAGGCAAUGAAUCUGCUGUACGCUUUGCGCGACGAAGAAUUCGCAUCGAAAGUGAACAGGAGGAUAUCGCCGUUGAGAGCGUGGUUGUGCGCACACGCCAGUAGCAGCUUGGCCAAGUUUCAACAGCUUGAAAUCACCGGAUUCCAUCAGCCGAUACUCUUUCAAGCCGAGACACCUUUACGCAAGUUCGUGGCGUACAUCGAUCCCGAAAAUAAAUUUGCCAUAGAAGACAAAUUAUCUCAAAUAAAUACUCUCCAACAGCUACAAAACAUAGCUUCUUACGGAUUUUUAAAGAAAAGGCUUGAAAGGCACGAUCUACACAUUCACGCUUUGUGGUUCGAUAUUUAUACCGGCGAUAUUUAUUAUUUCAGCAGGGCGAACAAAAGAUUUGUAGAGAUAAAUGAAUUGACCGAGACGCCUUUACUCGCAGAGAUUAAGAAAUAUUAUUCUUAAACACUACUUAACGUUGAAACGGCUUCUCUUCUAACAGUUAAGACUGAAUAACAUCGAUUUUAAUUCAUCGAAUUGUCUGAGAACACUGAAACCUGUAGCGGGCUGGCAAGACAGGCGUUCAUUCAAUUGAAGACCAUGUAAUGUACCUGGAUGUGAAAGUAGUGAAUUCUCUUCCCCCGUCUCUUUUUUUAUUAAGAUUCAUGUUACAAACUUGUUUGCACAAAAUAGACGUCUAUGAUACGGGUGGAGAUAUUUAUGACAAGAGUACUUGAUACAGUCGUCGUUUCAUUGUAUAUUAAGUAUCGAUAUAUUUAUAGAUCAUUGGGCCGUCUGGAAAGUUAGUCGAGAAAUUUUUUUCUGAUGUUUUAGUUGUAAAGAGAAAAUCAGCAUUCCAAAUUUGUUGGACAAAACCAACGUAUAGCAUGUGUUCAUAACAUUAAACUUAUAAGAAAAAUGAUUUUCUUCGACCAAACUUACGUAUAGUCAGCGUUAAGAGAUAUAUUAUUUUUUUAACUAUAUAGAAAUGUAACGAGACAUAUUUUACUGUUGUUAUACAUACGGAGUUUAUGCAUGUACAUUUACAACAAUUUAAUGUUAUUCUAUACAUGUAUUUAUAAAUGUAAUUUGUAUGAUUGUACACGUUUGGUGAGAGUACAAAAUAUAUUUGUUUUCUCCUGGGA
This is a messenger RNA of Ceratina calcarata, 1448 nucleotides long. It is a transcript of the gene CAHbeta, whose product is annotated as carbonic anhydrase beta. The transcript has 5 exons. NCBI's taxonomy places the organism in Eukaryota, Metazoa, Arthropoda, Insecta, Hymenoptera, Apidae. The record is from RefSeq and is a predicted model, not a curated record. Gene Ontology annotation, molecular function: carbonate dehydratase activity; zinc ion binding. The coding region runs from base 1 to 768 and encodes 255 amino acids.